GGGGGACGCAUGCGCACUCUGCCAUUGGAGCCUGCGGUGGGGCUCCUUGUGGGGCCGUGAAACGUGUGAGGGGUGUGCUGACGUGUUCCUCGUCCCGUAGCCGUUUUGGCAGAUGCUAGUCAUUUCUCAGCAUUGGUUCGGACUUUGCACGCGCUGUGUUUUUGUCCAGCCUCUUUUCGGAAACUGGCCAGCACGUGGGUAUGUCAUGGUGGGCAGCACUCGCUUAUCUGUCAAGUCUGGUCAGUCCGAGCUGUGCAGUGUGCGAGAUCAACACAGGCGGGAGCUGCAACGUGUCUCCCUGCAAGUGGUGGCGCAAGGCACAGUGCACAAUCGUCGGCGAGGACCCGAACGCCGAGGAUUUCAGUUUCCGCAUAUUCAAGUACAGCAAGAACUGCACCUGCCCUGAGGGAACAUGCGCCAAGGGCCCGUUCGGCGAGUGCGUGAAAACGGGCUCAUGCCCAAGAUACACGGGCCAGUCGUGCGCGGUCUGCCUGGCCACUGGUCUGUGGUGCUGCGGCGACGGGCAACACUGCUCCAGCGCCGGGGCAUGCCAGUGCAAGCCCGGGUCUUGCUUCGAUGGGACGGCUUGUGUGCGAGGCCACGACGAGGACCUUGCCGCCAUGGCUGGAGAGGACGGCGGAGAUACACUAGGCGCGCUCGCCCCUGCGGUGCUGGGUGCACUGGCGGUGUCGGCGAUCGGUGCCAGUCGGAGGUGCCUGGCGGGCCUCGAGGCCUCUGGCCAGCCCCGGCUGAGCAGCCCGCUGCUCGGCGAGUCCUGACGAGCUGGAAGGCAGCACCGUGCGCCGAGGUCGUAUUGCUGCUUGGGUGGAGGUCGAAAACGGGCCACCACGUGCUGCACCCGAUCGUCUCUUGAUGUGCACGGACCGCCAUCAUGUUUCCUACAGUUCGGCGGGCACCUGACCAAUAUAUGAUGGGACGCAGUUGCACUUGCGGGGGGGCAUCAUAAGUCCGUUCGAAUUAGCUGUAGGCGAAAAAGGUGAUUGGAAAUAGCAGCGCAAAAGCAGUAUCACCUUGGAUCCCGUUCUCUUCUGCCGCGCCUUCUCUUUUGCAUGUUAUUUCGCUUCCUCCACCUCGGUCUCAUGUUCCUCCUCGCAGCCUUUGGCCGCUUAGCCUCUCCUCUUUCUGUUUCUCAUGUGUUUGCUUUCGUGUGUAUGCGAUCCCUCCGGAUCUCCGACGUUGGAUCUGACUACCCAGGCUAUGUCGCGUCCCGUCACAGAAACCCAGACGCACAGUCGUGAC
This is a messenger RNA of Prorocentrum cordatum, 1260 nucleotides long. NCBI's taxonomy places the organism in Eukaryota, Dinophyceae, Prorocentrales, Prorocentraceae. The record is from the annotation of a GenBank genome assembly.